This is a messenger RNA of Fibroporia radiculosa, 5781 nucleotides long. RefSeq lists its product as uncharacterized. The transcript has 12 exons. The coding region runs from base 1 to 5781 and encodes 1926 amino acids. Lineage: Eukaryota; Fungi; Basidiomycota; Agaricomycetes; Polyporales; Fibroporiaceae. Gene Ontology annotation, cellular component: nuclear body. The record is from RefSeq and is a predicted model, not a curated record. Gene Ontology annotation, biological process: termination of RNA polymerase II transcription. Gene Ontology annotation, molecular function: helicase activity; transcription termination site sequence-specific DNA binding.
AUGCCAUUAUCUGCCACGGAAGUGGCUAUAUCGGCUGAGCUCACGAAGUUACGAGAAUCUCCGCUCGCUAUCCCAUCAGAAGCUACCCUCAAACUUCUCUCUGAUCAUUUACUCGGGCGUCCUCACACUACCAAUGUGUUCUCGCGGCCAUUCACACAUUGGUUCUGCGUUCGGGCUGACGCUAUCACGCGUGAAACAGCAGCCUUUCUCAUUCGACUUCAUGCAUAUAAUGACCAAUCCAAUUCAGUGAAGUUGUGGAGGCAACAAUUCAGAGCAUGUCUAGCCGGGUGUUGCGAAUGCGUGAAGGGAUUCCAGGAGGCCAAGGUGACCACAAGGCAUACAUACUUUGGUGCGUUCAGUGAUUCCACAUUGCAGCGAUUCUACGAGAGUCUCGAUGGCUGGGAGGUCGAAUCCGUUCUGGCGGCGCUGUCGGAAGUACAUAUUGCCCCGUCAGACUCCCGUAGCGGUUUCGAAAGGAGUUUGUCGAUGGCACCACCUGCUGUCGUAUAUCAUAUCUUCACGAAUCUGCGUAUCAUGGGAGACCCCAGCGUGGUUAAUGUUCUUCAUACCUUCCCCCCGAACACGUCUAUUACAGAAUGGCCUUCAGAUUGCCCUCCUCCCGGGUUGUUUUACGCGCUCCUGGCCGAGCAACCAGAAGUUAGAGCUUGGGCCGAGAGUCAAAUAUCAUCAUACCAGUUGACACCAAUGCCAGCAAAGGGCUUUCUGCGAGAACAUCGUGCCAUACUGGAGUCCGUCAGCAAGGUUGUAUCUACGAGAACUACGAGCGGGGCGGCUGGCGGAGAAACCCCAUUUCCACUCGUGGACGAAGCCAAUAUCCUUUGGUCGAACUUCCUUCUCAUUCUGCGCCUAAUCCCGGUACCGUUUCUACGUCCCGGGAAGUCAUACGACUUAGACAUUCGCCAUCUUGUGAUUGGCCAUUUACACGACAGUGGUACUCACUUUGUUGAUGUUCUAAAGUGUUUCCUCUUACUUGUGAAUCGACUUGGCUCUAGUAUGUGGGAGGCGGAAGUGGUCGACUUUCCUCAGAUUGUCUUCAAUUCUAUCAAGGAUAAUCCGCGCUAUCUUGAGUCUUUGCAAAAUCUUGGGGUGGUGCGAAAGGAUAAUUGGUAUCUCAAUUGGAUAGAGGCAUUUGUCAAGACGGUCGCAGAUAUGGUCGUGUUCAAGGAGAUCCUUCCUAUCGUAACGCAUUUUUUAGUGGAGGAGUUACAGCAUGAGCGAUUUCAAGAGCUGCGGCCGGCCGCUAUGACCAUUGCUCUCAGAGUACUUUUGGCUGUACUCGAUCACGCGGACGAAGAAAACAUGCCCCUCGAACGAAUCCUUGUACAGGAGAUCAUGGAUGUUCAUACCGGUAUCUUCGUAUCUGUGUCAUACGCACGGAAGUUUAUGGACGACAAAUGGGCUGAGGCACGCGCACUCACGCGGAAGCUGCUGGCCCGUUCUUUAACAGAAGAUAUCAAAAGCAUAUCGUCCGCUAUCGUAGCUCUAUCUAGAUCUACCGCUGACCCAUCCCAACUUCCUGCUUUGCACAUCCGGGAGCAGAUUUGGAAACAACUCUAUGACACCAUCCAACCUAGCGACCAAGAAGGCAUCUCAGAGAUCAUCGCGGCUCUUGCUCAAAUUGCACAUAUCGAUGAUUUGAAGGAUUCUAUUUUCGCGGACCGUAUUGGCAAGUCUCCUCACCGUCAAAAGUAUAAAGACCUUAUCGAUGGAGUAAACCAAGCUCUGGCUAUGGUUCGCGACGGCUUCAAUAAUGUGGUCACUAGAUUCAUUGACCUCAGCCUCCCAUCUGUCAUGAUCGAACUCUUUCGUAGGUCCGGAGUCGUGCGGAAUAUCAUUAUGCUUAUGCUGUCUCCUGCGGAGCCUAUACAAGAAGCGGCGCAAGCUCUUGUAGGUUCGGCGUACGAUGUUGAAGUCCGCAUGGACUGUUUUCGGGCAGCAUUGGAGAAUUCACCCGACGCUGCCUUGAAUGGCAUUUGCGACAUGUUGGGGACCUUUACCCGUCACGCGCAAGUGGUUCCGGAAGCCUGCAGUCUUUCCAAAGCUUUGGCUCGCUGCCUGACAGACAUCAUCGAUGUGCUAUGUUCUGGUCCUGAUGGAUUGUUGCACAAGCAGGCAUUUUUGACGACCGGCCUAGGUGACACCAUUCCCAGUCAGCUGCCCAAGUGGUGGAGUCUGAUGACAAACGCGCUGUCUGUGAUCUUCUCAAGGACGCCUAGAUGGGCUAUUUUCUUCGACAACGCGGAUAUGGUUCUGUGGAUGCGUGAUGCCCUCAUUUUUGGACGUGAUAUGCUGGCACAACGGCGGGUGAUAGAGUCUGCAACCCUUGUGAUCGGCCAGCGUCCAGACGAUUCUCGCAACAAACUAUCCCGGGUUGGUAAAAAGAUGGUCGAGGACCUGCAGUCAGUAGUCUUUGAGCUGACGCGUUGGCUCCGUCUUACGGAUGAGGAGCUCUUGCACCAAUCGUUUUCUCUCCUAGAGUCGCUGCUCAAAUGUUUCCAAGAGACAUCGACUCCUCCGAAGAAAGAGGCACUCCAGAAAAUCCAAAAGCACAUAGAUGAUGGUCGCAAGAACGAUCCUAAUCGACCCCAGACUAGGCUGGAUGCUGCUCGCUUGGCGAGACUCGAAGAUGCCAUCAGUGUCUUUGAAGACGACGAUGAAAUUCAGAUCAUUUCUCAUCAGAUACCUGAGGUGAAGAUUCGAGGAUCAUCUGGCAAGGAGCGUGCGAGCAUCGGUCUUGUCCACAAACCAUCUGUCGGAGCUGAACGGCAAUCGAAAGAGAUUCAGCGCACCAGGUUUCUCACUAAGAACACAUCAAUCUCGAAUUAUUUCACCUCCAAGGAUCAACAGAAACUGGUGUCGGAAUCAGCAUUUCCCAAGCUUGGCAAGAACCAGUCUACAGCGGUGGUAUCCGUACAGAAGCCAACAGUCAGUGUGAAGGAUGAGCGUCCCUCGACGCGACCCACGACAGAAGAGUCUGGUAGUGAGCGCGAAGAAAGCGACGAUGACGAACCCGACACGGGGUUGGCGGAACUCUCGAAACUACAGCGAACACCAGUAGUCAAAAAGCCCGUGGAACGUAGGCAGGUAAUGAGGCUCGACGCUCCUACGACGAUACGAAAUUCAGCGUUGACUCGGGUUCAAAACCGGGAGGAUGCUCGGAGAACUCAGAUGCGGCUCAAACCUGACAUCUCCGGACUUCAUAAAACCUUAUUGUCAUGGAAUUACGAUCAUGAGGGGCCCAAUCCUCCCGGGAACCCGAUAAAGCUCGCUGCAGUGCCAGACCGUUUCACAGACGUCCAUCAUUUUCGCAAUAUAAUGGAGCCAUUACUACUGCUGGAAUGCUGGACGCAACUGAUCGAGUCUAAAGAAGAGGCGCAAGAGACUUACGAGUGUCAUAUAGGGAGCCGUCAGUUUGUCGAUGAAUGGGCUGAAAUCGAGGCGUCUAUCACGCAAAUCGUCAAGAGGGAUUGGAAUCUCUCAGAUGCGGAUGUAGUUCUUCUUCGGCAUCCCGCCAGCCGCCAGCCUGCUUUAGGGAAAGUACAGAAUUACAGGGCGUCGCCUAUGGGCAUUCAGGUCACGAUACGAUGCUUGGCUCGCGGUGGCGAUCCUGGUUUGCAACCCAAUACCGUCUGGUUGCUAAGUAAAGUGCUUAACCUCACAACACUCCAUCGAGAAUAUGGUGCUCUGAUGGCCUUGCCAUAUUACGAUUCUUGUGAUACUGUCUUGCGUGCCAAUUUAUCGCUGCCCAGCCCCUCAGAUAGUAGGGAAGUGCAGACGACUAUGAAGGCGUAUAGUGUCAAUGAACCACAAGCCAAGGCUAUCCUAUAUUCGUUGAAGGCCGAUGGAUUUGCCUUGAUUCAAGGUCCGCCUGGUACAGGCAAGACGUCAACCAUCUGUGGUUUGGUUCAUGCCUUCUUGUCACGACGACCGAAGCCUGCUACUUUGGUAGCUGUAGGGCGGACUACAAACAUGCCAAAUAAGGAACCAGUCAAGAAGGUUCUGCUCUGUGCCCCAAGUAAUGCUGCUAUCGACGAAAUAGCAUUUCGUCUCAAGGAAGGCGUGUCCGGCGCAGGUACCCAGCCAGUCUCACCAAAGGUUGUUCGAGUCGGCACUACUGCUAGUAUGAAAGCUGUCGUCAAAGACAUAUCCUUAGAACACCUGAUUGAACAGAAGAUCAACGCCAACCCUUCUAUUGGAGGUUCAGCCGAUUCCGGAAGUGAUAUCAUGCGCUUACGUGCUGAGUUGGAGUCUGUCAAAACGCUGAGACAACAGAAGUUAGAUGAGAUCUCUAAUAUUCACGACAACGCUGCAAAGACCCUGUCAUUGGAAGAGGAGGUCAAAAGGCUCAACAAGCAGAGAUUCGCUCUCACCCAGCAAUUUGACAAGCUGAAGGACAAGCAGAAGUCGGAUUCCCGAACGAUGGACGCGACUCGCCGACGAUUUCGCACGGAGGUACUUUUGGAGGCUGAUGUGGUCUGCAGUACCCUAUCUGGAGCAGCAUACGAGUACCUGGAACAGCUUGAUUUCGAGCUGAUUGUCAUUGACGAAGCCGCUCAAGCGAUUGAGCUCAGCUCAUUGAUACCACUGAAAUAUCGAUGUAGGCGGUGUAUCAUGGUUGGAGAUCCACAACAACUUCCUCCGACAGUGAAAUCGCAGGAGGCGUGCAAGUUUGGUUAUAAUCAGUCCUUGUUCGUGAGAUUUCAGAGGCAGCGACCUGAAGCGGUUCACCUCUUGAGCAUUCAGUAUCGUAUGCAUCCUGAUAUAAGUCUAGUGCCGAGUCAGCUCUUUUACGAUAGGAAACUUCAAGAUGGGCCGGACAUGGCGACAAAAACCAAGAGACCUUGGCAUUCAAAUGAGAAACUGGGCACGUACCACUUUUUCGAUGUGGCCGGUGGUCGUGAAGAAGCCGGCCGCAACCAUUCUUUCAUCAAUCGGGCUGAAUGUCAAGUGGCCAUUGCAUUAUUUAAUCGACUUCGUCGCGAAUAUUCAACAUUCGACUUUGACUACAAGGUUGGCAUCGUUUCCAUGUAUCGAGGCCAGAUAUUUGAACUACGGCGAAUGUUCGAGCAACGAUUCGGCGCGGAUAUCUCGUCGAUCGUCGAUUUCCAUACUGUUGAUGGCUUUCAGGGUCAAGAGAAGGAUGUAAUUAUCUUAUCGUGCGUUCGUGCUGGACCAAAUGUUCAAACUGUGGGCUUCUUAAGAGACAUGAGGCGAAUGAACGUGGCCUUGACACGAGCCAAGUCGUCUCUUUUUGUGCUAGGUCACGCCGCUACCCUUGAGAGAAGUGAUGGCACAUGGCGACAGAUCAUAUCCGAUGCGAGAGAAAGAUCUCGUUUAGUCAAUGUUGAUGUUUCCUAUUUCACGACGCCAACGAAUGCGACGAGGCCUGCCCAUGUCCCAACUAAAGCACCGAAGCCGCAGUCUAAAAAACUGCCACCACUUCCUCCAGGCCUUAUGCCCGUUCAUGAACUCAACUCACGCACGGACAAUACAGAACCCGAGACGACCAGACCGUCAGGAGACCAAGCGCAGAUUGUUCCAAACCUCACAGAGGAUGCAGUGCGAGCUGGCCUGCCGCAAUUGGGCGAAACCAGCGUCGGUCAAAAGCGACCAGCUCCUGACGAUGAUUUGAGGCAAUCCGCGCAAGCUUCCACGAACCAGCAAGCUAAUCGCCAAGAUAGACCCAGACCUCCUCCAAAGAAACGCCCCAAGCCAGCCCCCAGUCUUUUCAUACCAAAGAAUAGACGCGCGCCCCAGUGA